CCAGGACAUCUAUUAACAUAACAUAUUAAACAACCUGUUAUAACACAAACUAAGGAUUUCUAAGCGUUCAUGCUUCUUCUUUGCUGUAAUACUCCGCGCAAAAAAAAAUGUGAAUAAAUAUGGCGGAAGGCUUUAUUCACGGCUGUAAAGGCAGAUUGACACUGGCUACAACCGCGAUUAAAAUCGCAACUGUAACACUGUUCAUAGUGCUAAUUGUACAUACCGUUGGAUUUGCUUUACCAUACUGGUUAAAAGUUGUUUCCAUUCGGUCUAAUAUAGUAAAUUCUUCUAUUGAUAUUGAGAGUACAGAAUUCCUGGGAUUAUGGAAAGAUUGUUUAUGCGGUAAUAUCACGGGCAUGAGUGAAUGUAACUGUUUUACAAAAGACGCGUUUGCAGGUUCGUUAAGGACUACGCAGAUACUUGAAACUGUCGGGAUUGUUGGACUUGCCACCAGCGGAAUACUUUCCAUAAUUCUUGUUUGUUUACGACAACGUGACAAAAUUCUUAAAGUGAUUAACAUCAUGGUUUCUUUAUGUUCAGGCGUGUGUAUCAUGGUGGGUGUGGUUAUCUUCGAGCGGGAGACGUUUGAUCGUGUAACUUUACAAACCUCAUCUUCCGAACAACGUUCUAGUUUAACCACUUCUUUCAUACUCUGUACCAUUGCUGCUGGACUUUGUAUAUUUUGUGUUCCCCUCCUUGUUAUAGACCUCUUUAAUCGUGGUCGCCCAGAACGGCACGAGCUGCAGCUAAUUCACGUGGAAAACAAGGGUCAAGAGCAAUUUAUCACUAGACAAAAGCAACCGCAACUCCCACCGACGAACAUCAUACAAGAAGAUGAUAUGUUGCCUUAGUGAUUUUGAACUGGAAAACAAAAACACAGUGAUAUAUUUUACACGUCGUACUGGAACACCGAUGCCGUAACGGUUAAGCUUUCGACUGCUACAUCGAGAAAAUUGAUAUGAUAGAUUUUCGAGAAAAUUGAUAUUAUACUGGAUGAGUGUAAUAUGCCACCCAAUUGAUUUUAAUCUUUGAUAUGCUUGCACUUUUUAAUCUUUGAUAUGCUUGCCUCUAAGGAAAAACCACAUACUCGUGUCGAUUCAGUUUAGAUCUUUACAUUGAGAAAUAGAAGUUUUAGCUAUCAAUUUUAAAAUGUUCUUUUUGAAAUUUUGACUGCCGAUUUUCAAAGAUUUUUUGUUCAUGUUUUGUGAAUUAUUGACUAACGUUAUUUCUACGAAAAACAACAACAACAAAAAAAAAACACGUUAUUUUUCCACUACAAAGAACACACUAGGUAACCGGAUAUGUUCGGCGCAGGAUGCUAAGUUCGGCGCAGGAUCGAUACAUUGAUUUGAUACCUUUACUUUAGAGGGGUUAGUAUUCUCCUCAUUUCGGUCUAUAAAAACAAAUAACCAGUAAAAUCACCUCACUAGCCUUAUCAAGUAAUAAAUGAAGUUUCCAAAGCCUAUUUAAAAUCCUGAGAAGAUGCAAUUUUAAGAGAAUCAACGGCGAUGUUAAAUGUUAAACUUUACGCCAAUUUCGAAAAAUAUAUAGUUUAUAACCACAUUUCUGUAAAACUAUUACUAAACAAAGCCAAUAUCUUUAUGGAGUAUAUCUAUCAAUCUUUCCCCUGUCAUCCUUCCAAAUGAUACUGUCUAAAUCGGUGUUUUAUAGGAGAUUUUCGUAGUUGGUGGGGAACAAUAAAACAAACAAUUCUAAUAUGGAUCUCUGUCAACUGGUUCCUUUUGUUCCAUAAAAAAUCUCUAACAAAAUAUACUGAAAAUGAUAAAAUGUUGCUCAAAAGUGAUUGAAACCUUUAACGGAUGACUACCAAAAUCUUAAAUCUGUCUCAAUUUGUAAAAAGCGUGAUCGUAAUAGUAUUAUGUUUAUGUUCUCAUAAAAAUGAAAACUAAUGCAGAUUUCAGAUUUCAAUAUCAUUUUGCAAGAAUAUUCCUAGAAGUAACCUCUCCUCUGUUGCUAUUCACAAGGGCAACGACUGCCAUGGACUUUUCUCAUCUUCUCAACAAUGAAAUUGCUAGUUCGGUUUCAGAAAGUUUAUGUUCCCCAUGAUACCUAUCUCAGCUGUGAAACUUUGGUGAGCGAUCUUGGGCCACCAUGACUCAAAUGAUUAGUUAUUCUUUAUUCGGCGAACGCCGUCUAAGAACGAAUUCGUUACCUAUGCCACGUGACUUCAGUUUGCAAAU
This is a messenger RNA of Mercenaria mercenaria, 2201 nucleotides long. RefSeq lists its product as uncharacterized. Bases 120 to 851 code for a protein of 243 amino acids. The record is from RefSeq and is a predicted model, not a curated record. Gene Ontology annotation, cellular component: plasma membrane. The transcript is spliced from 3 exons. NCBI's taxonomy places the organism in Eukaryota, Metazoa, Mollusca, Bivalvia, Venerida, Veneridae.